CCCGCGGCGGGAGGGCGCGCCGCCUGGCGCUCCAGGUGCAGUUCCCACGAGCCUGGGGGCCACGGUGGCCCUGGAGGAGUGGCCCGUCAACAAUCUGCCCCUGCCGUGUCUCUGCGCCCUGUCCACUGGACGCCAGUGAGCCUCAGAACUCAGUUCUGGCUCAAGGUCAAGGUGAUUUGUCUAGUGCUGGUCCUUCCGACUGCCAGUCUGGAAGCAGUACAGAGCAUCUCCUGGCAGCAGACAGGAAGCACGCCACUGUGGACAUGUCUUCUCCCCAUUUUCCUGAGAGCUCGCUUGGAGAUUCUAGCUGGGGGCACAGAUACUUGUAUGCCCUUGAAGAAUGGUCUGCCUUUGAAAGAUGCCCACCUGCGGAGCACAGGGUGGUCAAGACUGCGCCCUAUGUCGGAAGUCACCCAGAUAUCCCUGGUAUGCAACAGUUCUGAGUGGGACCUGCUGGGAGGCCGGAGAGACCCCAACUGCCUUGCCCGGCCUGGUGUCAAGAUGCUGAGUUGGAAGCUCCCUAGGCUGUUCCGUGUAGACCAGGUGCCUCAGGUGUUCCAUGAGCAGGGCAUCCUCUUUGGCUACCGACACCCACAGAGUUCCGCCACUGCCUGUAUCCUCAGCCUUUUCCAAAUGACCAAUGAGACUCUCAACAUCUGGACGCACUUGCUACCCUUCUGGUUCUUUGUGUGGAGGUUCGUGACUGCACUGUAUAUGACAGACAUCCAGAAUGACAGCUACUCGUGGCCUAUGCUCGUGUACAUGUGCACCAGCUGUGUGUACCCCCUUGCAUCCAGCUGUGCACACACCUUCAGCUCUAUGUCCAAGAACGCCCGGCAUAUCUGCUACUUUCUGGACUAUGGUGCUGUCAACCUCUUCAGCCUGGGCUCCGCCAUCGCCUACUCUGCAUACACGUUCCCUGAUGCACUGAUCUGCAGUACCUUCCAUGAAUGCUACGUGGCCCUGGCCGUGCUGAACACCAUUCUCAGCACUGGUCUCUCCUGCUACUCCAGGUUUCUUGAACUCCAGAAGCCCCGGCUCUGUAAGCUGCUCCGAGUCCUCGCCUUUGCCUACCCCUACACCUGGGACUCGCUUCCUAUCUUCUACCGGGUAAGGACAUGGCUCUUCCUGUUCCCAGGAGAGAAUUCAAGAAAUGAAGCCAUCUUGUAUCACCAGAAGCACAUGGUCAUGACCCUCCUGGCCUCUUUCUUGUACUCUGCUCACCUGCCGGAGCGACUGGCUCCUGGACGCUUUGACUACAUCGGUCACAGUCACCAGCUGUUUCAUGUGUGCGUGAUCCUGGCCACACACUUGCAGAUGGAAGCCAUCCUGCUGGAUAAGACUCUAAGAAAGGAGUGGCUUUUGGCCACCUCCAGACCCUUCUCAUUGCCCCAGAUAGCAGCAGCCUUGCUUCUGUGCAUCAUCUUCAGCCUCAGCAACAUUAUUUAUUUCUCAGCUGCUCUCUAUCGGAUCCCUGAGCCUGAAUUACAUGAAAAGGAAAUGUGAUUUACAACAUGCCAGGCGUCAGUGUUAAGUCACUGGUGUGGUGCCGGCUUACCGUGGCCAAAAGUAUGUGUAGUGACUGAUGUCUUGACACUUUUUAAUGGGCUCGUAUCAAAAAAAGCAUCUAACCCGGGGAGAGUUCUCCACACAUGCACUGAUUCUGUAAGUGUUCUGUAAAAAGGAGAAGAACAUGGGCUUAAGUCCUGGACAACACAAAUUAUUGAAAUGUUAAGUUUUAAACUUAUUUAAAACGGGGUGUUUAGGAGAUGGGGGUGCAGCACAGUUGGUAAAUACUUGCCUACAAUAUACAAAGGCCUAUUUUUGUUUGUUUGGUUUUGGCUGUUUUAUUUGUUUGUUUGAGACAAGGUCUCACUAUGUAGCUCAGGCUGUCCUGGAAUUUACUGUGUAGACCAGGCUGGCUCCUGACUCCUCAGGGCUGAGAUUAAAGGCAUGUGCCAUGUACCACUAUACUGAGUCCCUGGUUUUGAUCCUCAGCGAAGCAGGAACCUGACCUGAUGGUGUAUACCUAUAAUCCGAGCACCAGAGGAGUAGAACCAGAUGACCAGAAGUUCAGAUACUUAGUGAUUUGAGGCCAUCCUUGGAUACAGGAGAUUCUGUCCCUAAAAAAAUAUAGUUUUUAAUUUAAAGUCGAAUUAAGCAUAUUGUCCUGCCCGCCCCCCCUUUUUGACAUGGUUUUUCUGUAGCUUUGGAUUUGGAGCCUGUCCUAGAACUCUGUCUGUAGACCAGGCUGGCCUUGAACUCACAGAGAUCUGUCUUUGCCUGCUGGGAUUAAAGUUCUGAGCCACCACUGCCUGGCUGCCUUUCUAAUUUUUAUAUUAAUGUUUAAAAUGAAAUUGGCUGCAUUUGAUGAAUUCUGUAUAGCCAAACUUCUUCCCCAGAUGAGAGAUGGGUCAAUGAGUUACGAAGCUUGCUGUCAAGCCUGACAACAGGCGUUCGAUAUCCAGGCCCUGCUGCAAAAUAUUCCAUAGUGGAGAUAAAAUGUGUUGACCUCUGGAGCUAAGUGUAUCAUCUCAACUGGUAGGGCUCCCUGUCACCUUUUCAAGCAAUGAAGGAGUUGUCUUUAGAGAUGUCACAUGCCUGACACUGUUUAAGCAUGCCCAGUAUGCUGCCAGACUUAGAAUCUGUGCAGAGGGUGUUGAAGAUCUCACCAAUGGGACAGUCAAAUAUCCUGUCUUCAAACCCAGGUAAGCCUAUGACAUGCAUUUCCUGGGGUGAACCUAGGGCUUCUAUUUUCCCUACAUUAAAUGCAGAUUUUGCAGAGAAAAUGUGGAUACGAUCACAUCCACAUGAGGACUCCAACACAAGAGGGCAGGGAGCAAAAGCUAAAGACAUUUGUGGUGUCUUUCAUUAUACAGCUUGAUCAAAGCUCCAGCAACUGGGGAGAUACCAUGAUCCCAAAGGUGGUUUUCCCAGGGUGAGGCUUGGCCAUUGCUCUCCGGAUGUGUUGACCCCUGUGAUUUCCUCAAAUGUGGGGAGACUCGACUGCAUAAUUUGUGGUAGUGGGGGACUUCAUUUGUGCUCUCCGAUACGGGGUAGGGGGAGUUUCAGUAACCCGCCAUCUAUGUGUAAAUCCUUGUAUUCUUUCCAGAGUUUUCUACUGUCGAUAAUAUUUUUUAAAGUGGUUAAAAUAAAAAUGAAGACUUGUAGGUCAAACUCUAGACUUAAAAGAAGAUAAAGCCAGGAGGCUUGAAGGAGAGGUGCUCAGGCAUGCAUGCUCAUUUAAAGCUCUCUGUUUCCUGUGUGUGGAUGAAAUGAGGUCAGCCAUCUUCCUGACUGCUGGGUCAGCCUCGCAUUCAGGAUCCAUACCUUCCCUACCAUAUCCCUUCUAGAACAAUAAACCCAAAUAACCCCCUUCUUAAAAAAAAAAAAUAACAUCACACACACCCCCAACAGAACUCUGCUAAGAGCCACAACCUUGUGCAAUGAUCUUUGCAGUCUUACACAAAAAAUGCUUGUGCAGGGCCAAUAGCUGCCUGUCUGCCCUGGGGCCAAUGUUACCCUUGUUAUUGAUGCUCUGAACCAAAUAUUACUGUGUUCAUAUGCAACAUAGCAUCCUUCUCAUUUUGUCUUAAAAAUAUCCCACUAUAGGGCUGGGGAUGGCUCAGUGGGCCCAGUGUUUGCUGUGCAAGCAUCAAAGCGAGUUCAGAUUCCCCAGUAUGCACCGUGGAGACCUAGGUGUGCCUGUAACCCCAGCACUGGGAACUAACUAGCCAGGUAGUCUAUCUAAAUGUAGAGGUUUAGUGAGAGGUCCCUUCUCAGCAAGGUGGAAGCCAUGGAGGUAGACACGCUGAUGCCACAUGCAUCAGCAUGGAUGAGAGUGUCUCGGCACACUCACCCUUGCCUAGACUCCUAAUGUGCAUGUAAUUUCCCACAGCAUGGGUGCAGUCAUUGCAGCUCUGUUCUGGAUUCAUUUGUUGUCUUUGGAGAAGCUCUGUUAUUUAGGCUCGUGGUA
Molecule: messenger RNA, 3976 nt
Organism: Microtus oregoni (creeping vole)
Lineage: Eukaryota; Metazoa; Chordata; Mammalia; Rodentia; Cricetidae
Gene: Paqr5
Product: progestin and adipoQ receptor family member 5
Exons: 9
Coding region: 328-1506 (392 amino acids)
Cellular component (GO): membrane
Molecular function (GO): signaling receptor activity
Source: RefSeq, a predicted model, not a curated record